AGUCUUUACGAAUUUUUCAUUAUCUAAACUAGCUACAAAGGAACAUUAGUGCGACAAAAAGCGAAUACUCAAGUUAAAAUGAAAGUAGGGUUAUCAAUCAAAUUGUUUCAAGUGAUGAUUGGUUCAUUAGUUAAAAUAUAUAGGAAAAAUCUCAAAAUACCAAUUUUAUGAUUUAAUUUACAAGAUACCAUCAAAAUCCAAAAUUUAGAAAUAUACUACAACUUUAGGGGGUGUUAGUGGGAGCUACAUUUAUAAUGAUUGUUAGAAUUUUAAAAGUCUAUGGUUAUUGGCUAAUGGAUUCUAACAUUCUUAUAAAAUCAAGUGUUAUUGGUUUGAUGAUUCUUUAAUAACAUAUAGAAUCCAUUGUUAUUCAAAAUGUUUGGAUUUUAAAAAUUCAUAAUUCUAACAAAAUCUAGUGUUAUUGGGACUUUGAUUCUUAACAUUUUAACUCACAAAACAAAACUUUCAAAAUAUUUCAUAUAUACUCAAGAUUCUCAAAAUCAUUGUAGUAAAAUAGUUUCAUAGACUUUUUAAAUAUGAAAAACUCAUUUGAAUUUUUUAUAAGUUUAACAAAUCUCUUGAUUCUUAAAAUCAACCAACUCUACCUAAAUCCAUCUCGCACUAACCCCCACUUAAAUUUAUGAUGUUUUUUAAAACAAAUUCCAAUGGGUUUCUAAUCAGUUACUAACUCUUUCCGAAGUUUUAAAAUUCUUCUUAAUUAGAUUUAAAGUUUGUAUGUUUUGGGAGUUUUUAAAAUGUGAUUUUCGGAAAUGAAACUUAUGGUCUUGAGUGGGAAGCAAAGACGCCAUAUGCGGUGCGUUAUAACACAGUUUGUGUUGCCACUCAAACAAAAUUUAUCCCGCAUCUAGUUAUAUAAUCAAAACAAAAAAGAAUAAUAUAUUAAUAAAUUUUCUACUGUGGCGGUUAUGUUUAAAGAACAAAAUGAAGUCCCGCACUAUCUUCUUGUUAUGCAUCACUUUUGAUGCGGUCAAGGUGGAGUUUUACUGUUUUUUACAUUUCUUUUAUAAAUAUUUACACUUACUAAUGGUCAUAAAAUUAUGAAAUAAAUUAUGUGUAUCAGGAUACCAAAAAACAUAGUUGAAAUACAAUACUUUAUCCAAUAAAAAAAUUUGAAAAAAAUAAACAAGUUUAGGUUUGGGUACUUUAUUUGGAUUUGAAAACUUGAAUUGGAACUGAUCCAAAAACGAUUCAGAUCGGAUCCACUAGUAUAAUUGAUAAGAUCCAAAUUUAAACCAAACUUCGGUUUUCGGUUCGGUCUUGUUUGGUUCAAGAUAAAUGCACCUAAAUCUAAAUACAAUUUUGAAAUCUAAAAAUACGAUAUUUUAGAUGAGAAAAUAUGUGAAUAUAAUAAAAAAUUAAAUAAAAUAAUUGUUUAAAUUAAAUUUGUAUAAUUGAUAUCUUAAUUAAAUUUUGUGUAAAGACAAUUAGAGUAACUAUAAUUUAUAGAAAUAAAAUAAUUAUCUAUAAAUCUCAGUAAUAGCAUAUUAAAUUUCAUAUUUCUAUUUUUAAAAAUUAUAUUAGUAUUAUUGAUUUUAUAAGCUUGUAAAAUAUAAAAUAUAUUAUAUGUAUCCCAAAGUUAUACUAUUCAUUACAGAUGUAUAUAUAUAUAUAUGUGUAUUUAACUCGUGACUUUUUUUAUAAUUCAUAUUUCUUUAGAAACUAUCAUGAUUACUCAAAAAGCUUUAUUUGUUUUGGUAUUUUCUGAUGUUAAUUUAUUUGUACUUAUGUAAAAUAUAUUUAUAAUAUCAAAUAGAAUAUUGUUUUAUAUUUUCAGCACUGUUUAGUUUAUAAAUACCAUUCAAGCAUUUGUUCUGCACUUUUUAUUAUUUUGGUCACCACUCACAUAUUUUUUAAACCGCUUCAUUUAAACGAACCGCACCUAUUCUGCAGUAUGCGUUUUACUAACACAAACCGCUCUUAAACCGCACCGCACUAACCAAUCCGCUUGUCCCGCACCGCCCAACCCGCGGUUACCAUUCGGAGCCUAUAUAACUAGAUGCGGGAUAAAUUUUGUUUGAGUGGCAACACAAACUUUUAGCUAUAUAUCAGUUUUUUUGUUAACAAAAAUAAAUUAACUGAUAAUGUUUUACAUAGAGCGGCGGAUGUCUCAAAAAAUUAGUCAACAAUUUGGAUCAGAUUUGUUCAUUUUAGUAAAAAAAAUUGCCUGUUUAAAAUAGUGGCCGGUUUGAAGUGAUUGAAAUUAAGGUGGUGGUGGUGGACCUAAAAGACAGAGGAGCUUCAAAAUUUGAAAAAGGAUGUAGAACAUAAAGAUGAGAUUGGACUCGAGGGACAAGAAAACAAAUGGAUACGAACGACAAGUGUGAGCUGUAAUCAAUGUGUAUGGGUGAUAGAUCAGCCAAAACAUGAUGUGGUUGCAUGUGACAUGCUACUCUUUUUUUCCCUGUGAUUUGAUCAGAUUUUGAAGAUGUGACCCAUUUAUGAUUAUAUUCCAUUUCACAAUGUUAUCUUGGGUCCCUCUACUAUUUACCCAUUCUAUGAACAUUCUCAAUCAUAUUCAUUGAUUCUCCAUCUUGUACAUUCUUCACACUUAUUGAAUCCAGAGUUAGAUGUUGUCGUUUCACCAAACUUAAAGAUAAAAUAUAUCUAACAACGUUAACAUUCAUUAACGUCAAAUUUACACAUUUUGGAUUCUAAAUUUGUUUAAUCAGAAAUUUUAGGUUUUAUAAUAAGAACAUACGAUAAAUGUAAAUAUUUUGGUAAUACAAAACAAAAAGUUGUUAGGUCUUUUAAAUUAUACGUUAGGGAUGUACAUUAGUCGCGACUAUUUUAGAAUAUGCUAUUUUCUUUAUCAUCAACUUUUAUACUUCCUUUAGUUCAGAAAGAAGAUUUUCAGCUUUCUCAAAAACAAUCAUAUGUUAUGUUUUACCAAGAAAAAUCAUGUGUUAUGUUUUUUUGGUAUGAAUGUUAAGACAAUAUCAUAUGUUUUGUUGAGAUGGGAAUGGCAUGUGUUGAUUGUUUUACGUCUAUAUAUACACUUUUCUUCAAGUAUUGUGGUUCUUACUACAAUAUAAACUCAAGACAUCUUUGAUUACAAAGUUCAUUGCUGUCACCUUACCAAAUAUGCCAAGAGUCGUUAGAUGGGAUCAUUAUUCUCCUAAUUAACUAUACCUGGAUAUUAAGCUUGGUUAGUGGAAUGAUAACCCAUUUUUAACUUAUCCAUGACUAUAUUAUACAAUAUAAACAAACAAUGAUGGUUUGUGAUUGGUUGUAGGCCGGUGGAAUUAUACGAAUCUUAAGAGUUUACUAAGUUUGAUUUUCGGUGUCUUGCCUCCAUGCACAAGAAUCUUUCCAAUUUUAGAUCUGUUGACUUGGUUUAUAGCUCAUUACUUAAUCAACAGCUUUUAAUAAAGCUUAUCUUAACCAUAUUAUAAUUAACCAUUUUUAACGAAAAUGUACCAUAGUUCUAAUAUAUAUUUAUUUAAAAACAUUUUGAGACCGCAAAAAAACGUACAGUACGUUGUAGAUCGGUUUCUUGAAGAUCGCGAGAAGUUAAACCGAAGUCAAUUAGUUGGUUAACACAAGAUGACCAACAACAUAACAAUUUGUUUUUCUUCUGAAAGUUGUGUAAAAGCUUUCUCUAGAACAAGACCAGCUUUCACAAAUGCAUAAAUAAUAAUAACCUUCAUCAGAAUCAUCAUCACAUCACGGCCUAGCGUAAACAUCAAUUAUCAAUCAUCAAUUUUACUUCUUCAACUAGGAUCUCAGAAACCCCAGUUGCUGUGAUAUAUACCCUCACAUAUAUUACAUACUGACACUCCUAUAGUCCUAUCGAUCAUAUUUAGCAUGAAGGAAAAGCUGAGAUAUCUUUUUUCAAACAUUGUCUUUCUCCUAGUGGAAAAGAGAUUUUUUCAGUUUCUAGUCCAAUACUCAAAGACAAAAAAAUAAACGGUAGAAGAGUUAUAAAAUAUAUUACAUUGAAGAGUUAAAGUUUUUCGAAGCCUCUAGCAAACUAAAUACAAUUAUGCUUAUAGCAAAACAUGUGCUCACGUUUUUAAAUACCAAGUCCAAUAAUAAAACAAGGCACAAGAGUAAAAAGAGCUCUUAGAGAAACUAGGAUACGACAAGCACUUAGCAGCCGGGUAUUGCUUACCAUCUAACGUACACUGAAACUUCAAACGUUUCUAUGAUCAUUAUUGUUACCAAAUAUAGGAUUCCGAAAAAAACCUAAAACUUUUCUCUUCAGCUCAGGGUAUAUGGCUAAUGUAAAUGAUAAAAUGUGUAAACACUUAACCCAUUGCGAUUGAUUGAUACUCCUCGCUGUUUCCACAUGUGAUGGUGGGCAGUGGCGGAGGUACUGAAGCACUAGGACGGUCAUAUAUGACCCAUAUGAAAUUAUUAUGAAUGUAUAGUGAAUAUGAGUUCAUUCUUCCAAAUGCACCCUGCUAUUUUUUUUAUCCCAUGAUUUAUACUGUAAAUAUAUAUCAAAAAAUUGUUAUGACCUGCAUACAGUUUAUUCCUACCUCCGCCACUAAUGGUGGGCAAGUAUCAUGGUCCUAAUGAUGAUUAUCAUCGGAUCACACACAGAAGAGGAGUAUCAAUCAAGAAAGAAAUACUUUACCCUUAUCCCUUGCGCGAUUUUGCCGGUGUUUGAAACUUUUCACGUUCAACGGUCAUCUCUUUUUCUUUUAAACAUAUAAACGAAGUUACAUGAGACUUGGUCAAUGCCACAAAAGCCUCUCUUAUAAGGGUAUUUUUAUCCUUACUCUAUUUUUUUAGAUGGAGUUAAAGUGAAUAUAGAAUAAGGAAUACUCCAACCUAAUUUCAUAUCUCACUCCAUAAUAAAAUUUACUUCAUAAUUGUAGUAAUCUAUUUUUUGUUUUUGUUUGUUCAUAGAAAUGUAGUAGGAUUGGAGCAAUUUUAUUCAAUUUUCAUUUUUAUUCAAUUUUAAAGGAAAAAAUGAAAUUUUUAUAUUGGAAAUGCUCUAAACCAACAGAAAACUCAUAAAGUCGUAACUUUCGAGAAACCACACUGCGUUUUAAACAACGUAAGCGCAUUCAGUGCAACUUAAUCAAUGUUAGAAACUUAAUCAAUGUCAGAAACCAGUUGUAACUUUAAGCUUUACGUUAAUCAAUGAUUAUACGCAUGCUUUUCUCUUGGGCGAGCCUUUGAUCUUAAUGCUUUUUUAAUAGAAAAAUAAAUCAUUAACUUCAUGUAAAGUUACGUUAGUGAUUACGUAAACACGCGGAAUAGGUGUCCAAAUCUUUCUUUUGGAGUAAUAGUCUAGUAACAUUUCAAACGCACGGAACUUUUCUCUUGUGCAUUUACUUUUAUAAAGAACCAACAGCAAAUAACAUCAUCGGACAAUCUUUAACAAACAGCAACAACAAACAAACAAAAAACAGAAAAAUGUCGGAAUAUCUCUCCGAAGAACUAGCCCUCGAGAUUCUCGCGAGGCUAACCAUAAAGGAUCUUGCUCGAUUCAGAUGCGUCUGCAAGACAUGGAGAGACGUUAUCAACAGCCGUGGCUUUACCGAAAGGCACCGUGACGUUUCUCCGGUGAAGUUUGUGUCGUUUUACGACAAGGGUUUCUACUUGCUUGACAUGGAAGACAAGCAUCCGGUUCUAGAAACACCUCGUAAGCUUGAUUUCCCUUUGGAUCAUCAGUCGAUGAUCGAUGAAUCCACAUGUGUGCUUCAUUGUGAUGGGACGUUAUGCGUGACCUUAAAUAAUCACACUUUCUUGGUUUGGAAUCCAUCUUCCAAGCGGUUCAAGAUCGUACCAAAUCCCGGUAUAUAUCGAGAUUCAAAUAUCAUUGGUUUCGGUUACGAUCCGGUUUCCAACGAUUACAAAAUCGUAACGUUUAUCGACCAGGUUGAUUCUUCCACGGCGCAUGUUUUCGAAUUCACAACCGGUUCUUGGAGAGAGAGCGUACGGAUUCCUUGUCCUGAUUGGUAUUAUAGAGAGAGAAUAGGUACAUUCUUGGAUCAAUCCCUCUAUUGGAUUGCGUACCGGUCUAAUGUCGACCGGUUCAUCCUAUGCUUUAACCUCUCGACAAAUGAAUACCAGAAAUUAUCUCUCCCGGUUUACAAUCAAGGUGUCACGUGUUCUUGGAUAGGCGUUACAAGUCAGAAACUUUGCAUUACUGAGUAUGGACCAUGCGAGGAGAUUUGGAUUUCGGUUAUGGAGAAAACCGGGUCAUGGAACAAGAUUGCAAGCCUUUCAAUGUCGAAUUUGAUCUCUAUACAAGAUCAUAUAUGCGAUUAUCAAGUAGAGUUCGUGUCGUUUACGAAAAGGAACGAUAUUGUUGUAACAUUCAUUGGGUAUCAUCAUGAUAAUGGCGAGAUGGAAGCUGAAGAACGUGUGAAGAAAAAGGUAUUCUUAUACAAAACCGGUGACAAUACAUUUCAACAAAUCCGGUUCUGUAACUCUUUAGCCGGGUUUAGGUUUCUCAAUGAAUAUGUGGAAUCUCCUGUGAUUACUGAUCACAUAUUUAUUUGAAACAAAAAAAAAAAUUUUAACAUUAGAUCUGUACUUAUUAUUUCGUUUAAAAAGUAAUAUUGCAUGCAAGAUAUUUUUUUUUUCAAAAUGAGGAUGAAAAGGUUGCCGAAAAAAGAGAGGAUGAAAAGAGUUACAAUGCCCAAGCCCAUUGUUCUGUGGUAAAAUGCAAUCAACACAAUAAAACUAUUUUUGAACCAAGUAGGUAGGCCUCAUUAUCUUAUGAGUAAAGAUUUGACCAUUAGCUUUGUGUUGCAUUACACGGAUAAAACGUAUUAUCAUGGCAACUAGAGAAACUUAUACUUCUAGGUAAUAUACAAUUGCUUCAAAUGGUGACCGAACAUCUCUGUAAUCACUUUAACAAAAAAAUAUGAAUGACUACUAAAAUUAAUGACAUAAGUUAUGGCUAAAUAUGAUAUGGAUAACUACAUUUAGUUUUGAUUUAUUCUUUUAGUAAACUUUUUAAAAUAUAGUAAUAACUCAUACAUUACAUUUAUGUUAAUUUAUAUUUUUGAUAAACUUUUUAGAAUAUAUUAAUAACUCACACAUCAUCAGUAAAAUAAAUAUAUUCAAAUAAAAGAUUAGUCUGAUGUAUCAUUUCUCGGUCCAAUAGAAUUUAUAGAUAUAGGAAUAAGCCUUUUCAAAUAGAGAUUUUUGCUUUCGACCGUAUUUUGAUUGUUAAUACAAUAUAAAAAGGCUGCCACUACAAAUAGUACUACACCCUUGAUCGUGAAAUAUCAAUUGCUUGUUGAACCUUGUGAAUUGCACAAAAAUAUGAUACUAAAUAUUCGAGGGUCCAAGAAUAAAAUUACAAAUUUCGAAAUAUUGUUAGUUCUAUUUUUAUAAUUAUAAAAAAUAUUAUUAAUUUUUUAUACAAUUUUUUUUUUAAAAAAUAUAAAUUUUAAAUCGUAAAAUCAUUGAUUUCUUAUAUAUCUACAUAUUUUAUAAUACUGUUUGAUUUUAAUUUUUGAUAAUUAUAUAAUUUAAUAUUAUUUUAUUAAUUUAUACAAGUUGAGUUAAUAUGUUUAACCAAAAGAAAUAGAUAGAAAAUCUAUAUAAGAUUAUAAUUUUAAAUAUAUACAUAGAUAUUCUUAAAUAUAAUUUUAAAUAAAUAAAAAAAAUUAUAUUAAUUUUAUGUUUAAUUAAAUCAAAUUUAUAUUAAAAUAUUAGUAAAAAUAAUAAAAUAUAGAAUAUUAAUAAAAUUGUAUUUAAAAUAUAAUAUAAAU
Molecule: messenger RNA, 7703 nt
Organism: Brassica rapa (field mustard)
Lineage: Eukaryota; Viridiplantae; Streptophyta; Magnoliopsida; Brassicales; Brassicaceae
Product: putative F-box protein At3g16210
Molecular function (GO): protein binding
Source: RefSeq, a predicted model, not a curated record